UCUCAAUCGGUUCCGCGAGGGCUUUUCUGGCUUUCAGAAGUAUUAAUGUUUUCUGGAAGUGUUUGUUAUGCGCGGAGACACUCUUCAGUUUUCAAGUCUGCUGGCAUAUUAUUAUUUUUUUAAGUGACAUCUAAAAAUGUCUUUUGUAGUUGCUCAGUCUCAUUUCAUUUUCGGUGUACGGACUGGUGUGAGGAACAAUUUGUGUUUCUUUGACGAGCAAACCGUCGUCUUCCCCAGCGGAAACAGCUGCGUGUGUUUCAACACCGUCCAACGAUGGCAGCGGUUCAUUUCAGGCUCAGAGAGAAGUCAGGGAAUGCGUGCUAUGACCAUCAGCUCCAACAGACGCUACCUGGCAGUGUCAGAUUAUGGAGAGAGGGCCACCGUCACUGUGUUUGACCUGCAGCAUGAGCAGGGCAGAAAGAGAAAGGUUUUGAGUGCAGGAGACAUGUCUGUUCAAGAGUUUAUCUGCAUUGCUUUCUCUCCUGAUUCUAAGUACCUGAUAGGCCUGACAGGGAGCCCUGAGUGGAUGCUGAUCCUCUGGCUUUGGGAGAAACACAAACUCCUGGCAACACUGAAGACAACAAACACAAAUAAUCCUGUCACCCAGGUCAGCUUCAACCCUUACAACAACACACAGCUCUGUGUGAGCGGAACCGGUGUUUUCAAGUUGUUCCGCUACUCAGAGGGGGCCCUGAAACCAAGCAGUGUUGCAAAGGUUGAGUCCAUCAAUUUCCUGUGCCACACCUGGAUGUCAGAGCACAGGGUGAUCGCUGGCACAGACACUGGCAGGCUGCUGGUGUUUGAGUCUGGAGACCUGCGAAGAGAGAUCAGCAUGACUUGUGUGCAGGGCCAGCCUGCCAGGCAGUUGGAGGUAAAGAAGAUCAAAGAUGCUAAUGUGAAUGAAGGUCCCUCUGUCCCUUCCAUCACAGCAAUCCUGUCCUACUCCAAAGGCUUUGCAUGCUCUAGAGGUCCUGGCACCGUUUUUCUGUUUGUGCAGACAGAUGAGAAUGGUUACAGAAAGGCCAGGGAGAUAAAGAUCCCUCUAGAUGCAUACUGCAGCGGUGUGACCUUGGCAGAAUACCAGCAGAUUGACACCAUAUGCAUCAGUCCAGCAGAGGAGACUUUGGCCAUCAGCACAAACCGAGGACAGCUGUACAGUGUCAGCCUGUCCUCUGUGGACAUGAACAAGGAGGAUAAACUACACUUUGAGUUCCUGUCCCAGUCCUUCCACUCCAGCUCCAUCACUGGUUUGUCUAUCUGCAUACGCAAGCCCCUCGUAGCCACCUGCUCUCUGGACCGCUCUGUCCGCAUCUGGAACUACGAGACAAAAGUGUUGGAGCUGUGCAAGGAGUUCCAGGAGGAGGCGUACAGUGUGGCACUACAUCCCACAGGCCUCUUCAUCCUUGUGGGGUUUUCAGACAGACUCAGGCUGAUGAACCUGCUUAUUGAUGACAUCCACACCUUCAAGGAGUUCACUGUGCGCAGCUGUAGAGAGUGUGCUUUCAGCAACGGUGGCCACAUGUUUGCAGCUGUCAAUGGAAACAUCAUUCAAAUCUAUUCUGUCACCUCUUUUGACAAUAUCCUUAAUCUGAAGGGCCACAAUGGAAAGGUGUGUCGGAUUGAGUGGAGCCUGGACGACAGCCGGGUCGUGUCUUGUGGGGUGGAUGGGGCAGUGUACGAGUGGAACACGCAGAGUGGCAAGCGGGAGUCAGAAUGCGUCCUAAAGUCCUGCAGUUAUACAGGUGUGGCCUUCUCCUCAGACUGUAAGACCAUCCUGGCUGUGGGAACAGACCUCACUCUGAAGGAGAUCCAAGACUGUCAGGUACUGAGGGAGGUUCCAGCUGAUGAGACAGCUCACACUGCUCUUGCAGUGUCCCAUUCUGGUAGAGUGGUCUUCACCGGGACCUCCAGUGGGACUGUAAGGGCCAUUAAAUACCCAUUACCUAUCCAGAAGGAAUGGAUGACAUACCAGGCUCACUCUGGGCCUGUCACCAAGAUGGCGAUCACGUAUGAUGAUCAGUUCCUGCUGACAGUGUCUGAAGACGGCUGUCUGCUGAUUUGGAAAAUCAUCGAUAAGGAGGGCAGAGGUCUAAAGAUCAACAAACACAUCGUCCACACGGAAGAGAUCCUUAUCACCAGGUCAGACCUGGAGGAGAAGACCCAGCACAUGCUGGAGAUGAGGAUGCGGCUGGAGGAGCUGCAGAUGGAGAAUGAGUACCAGCUCCGCCUGAAGGACAUGAACUACAACGAGAAGCUCAGAGAGCUGUCCGACAACUUUGUCCAGCAGAUAGAAUCUCUGAAAACAUCCCAACAGGCCAUGAAGACAGAUAUGGAAAAGCAGGAAUGUGAGAAUCAGCAGAAUUCUGCAGAGCUUAUUAUGAAGCAUUCGAAAGAACUGAAGGAUUUAGAGCUAUCAUACAGCCAGAAGCUGAUUGUGGAGCACGAGAAGUACCAGGAUCUUCAGCAAAAACAUCAAAGGAUGCAGGAAGACUAUGAGAAGCAGCUCAAGUUUGCAGAGGACAGAAAAAUCCAAGCGGUGGAGGAGCUCACAAAGAUGUACGAGGCCAAGCUACAGGAGAAGGCCGAGCUCCUCGCUCAGUGUCAGGAGGACACCGAACAGAAGAUUAGUGUUUUUAAAGCAAUCAUAAAGCAGGCCGAAGAGGACGAGGAGAGGAAGAUUCUCGAGCUCCAGACCAAUUAUGAGGAGAAAAUGAAAACUGAGAAACAGACCAAUACAAAUCUGAAGGGAAAAAAUAGCAUCAUGGCACAAAAGUUCAUCAGUCUACAGAAGCAGAUUGAUGACAGGAGCGCUGAUAUAAACAAACUGAAGCAAGAGCGGCAGAGGCUGCUUGGGCUGAUCCGCUCCCUGGAGAGUGACAUCGAAGACCUGAAGAGGCAGAUCUCUGGACAUGAAAAGACCAGUCAGGACAAGGUGACCGAGAUCAGAGUUGUCAUUUCCCUGUCAACCAAACGUCCACUUAGCAGAAUUUUAAACAGUUUUACAUUUUGAAGCCUCGACAUUACACAUGUGGAGUCAGAAGUGACGACAUUUAUCAUUUAACACUAGCUUUAACUCUAUAAAGCAUAAAGUGACAUUUUAAUGAUGGGUUUUGACACCCAGCUGAUAGAAACAAAUAAGAUUUGGGGACUUCUCGCCCCCCGAGUUCCUGCUCUUUGUUGUGCUCACUGCUCACUUAUUUGUUCCUCAAGUUUUUCUGCUUCUUUGUACAUUCCUUCAUGACCAUCCUGAUAGCUUCACAGAUCUCCCUCCAGGAAUUUGCUGACAUUUAUGAGUCAUUAUAGAUGAGAUGAUGAUUGCGUUGAAAAAUAGGCAGAAAUACACAGGACGAACAGGCCAGUCACAGCAGCUGUGGGCUGCGUUGAUAUGUCUUCUGGUUCUACAAAGGAGCACGUCAGGGUAUGUUGUAGGUUUGUUGCAGUUGUGAUGCAGGUGCAGUGUAGAUUUCUCAGCGAAGCUUAAGUGCCGUGUUACUGUGCGUACAUUUAUGGGAAUAUGAGCAUAUUAUAAGCAUAUAAGUAUAAUAUAAGCAUGUUU
Molecule: messenger RNA, 3556 nt
Organism: Neolamprologus brichardi
Lineage: Eukaryota; Metazoa; Chordata; Actinopteri; Cichliformes; Cichlidae
Source: RefSeq, a predicted model, not a curated record